Molecule: messenger RNA, 1785 nt
Organism: Saprolegnia parasitica CBS 223.65
Lineage: Eukaryota; Oomycota; Saprolegniomycetes; Saprolegniales; Saprolegniaceae
Exons: 9
Coding region: 18-1718 (566 amino acids)
Biological process (GO): regulation of translational initiation; regulation of translational termination; poly(A)+ mRNA export from nucleus
Cellular component (GO): cytoplasm; nuclear pore cytoplasmic filaments; nuclear pore
Molecular function (GO): translation initiation factor binding; phospholipid binding; inositol hexakisphosphate binding
Source: RefSeq, a predicted model, not a curated record
UGGCGCAAGGAGGCAGGAUGGGUCGAGUUCGUGCGCCAAGCUUCGAGGACGACGACGAUACGCACGGUCUCUCGACGCAGCCAACGCUUGCCUAUGGGCAUGCGCCUUCUCUACCGACGCUAGACCCAUCGAGACAGCCAGAGCUCCUGCACAUCAAGGCGGUACCUCAAAACGACGACGAGCAAGGCGGCGCGCUCUUCGCCAAGCAUAUCACAGCCACAUGUGAGCGCAGCGCGUACCAGCGGGCGCAUGCAAGCAGCAGCUACGGCGCAUUGACGACUCAACUCACGCUCAAGCCAUCGGACGAGCUCAACGACCCAAAAGAGCUCGCGCGCUUGCUCGGUUCGUGCCACAUGAAGACUACGGCCGACCUAGUGCGCAAGGACGAGAUGUUGCGAGCAAAGGCCAGGGCAGACAUGGCCAAGGCAUCGCAGGCGCGAAACAUGUCGUUCUCAAGCGUGGAAGCCAGUGUGGAAGAGUGGAAGCGCAAGGUCCAGGCGGAGAAGGAGGCGAAAGAGAAGGCGUUGGCGGCCGAACGCGCUGCCGAGGCGGCGCGCCAAGCCAAAGAGGACGAAGCAGCUGCCCAGGCCAAAGCCAAAGCGGAAGAGGAGGCGGAGGCGGAAGCGAACGAAGAGGCAGCCAAGGCAGAAGCCGACGAAAAGGAGGCAAAGGCCAGCGCGGAGGCCAAGGCAAACGAGGACGACAAGACCAAGGCAGCGACCGAAGCCGCGGCUGCCCGAGCCAAGGCCGACGCUGCGCAAAAAGCCAGCGUCCCAGCGGCAAAGGAGCCUCAUGUGCUCGAAAGCGAGGCGCGGCUGCAGCGCUUGCGGGCUGUGCAUGCCGCGAGUGAGCCCAUUCUCAACUCGACAGACCCGCGCGUCAAGAAGAUCCGCAUGGACGUCAAGAAGCAGAUUGGUGAAGCGUGCAACCAAGUGGCCAACACGCCCAAAUCCAUCAAGCUUGUGGUCACCAAGCUCUGCAAAGUGCUCUCGGAGGCUCGGGCUGCGGGCCCCGAGUACCUCAACUUUUCUCUCGACAUUCUCGCGACGCGCCUCACGUCCCAAGUCAAAGUGCUCACUGAAAUCCGGUCGUGCUUCCCGCUCGCCCAUGUUGCGGCCAUGUGCAGCGUGCACACGCCAGAGCUUGCCGACAUCUUUGUCGCGCACCUCAACCAGAUUUGCCCGUUUACGGUGCCGUUCUGCCCGCCGCUCCGUCCGGAGCAGAGUCCCCAGGAGUUCCUCGCGACGAUUGGCAUGGAGUGGGACGACGAACGCCAGGCGGCUGAAGAACUGGAAAAGUACCAGAUGCGCAUGUCCAUGGCGAUCGCGCUCCUGGCCGCGACGAUGCAGCCCCCGCACACGUACACUGCCAUGACCAUCCUUGCGCUGCUCGAAACGGCAGGUUUCGCGCUCCUCUCGCAGUACAAGCGGCAGUUUCAAAAGCUAUUGGAGCUCCUCCAGCGCCACGUGCUUCCCGAUCUCUCGCGGGAUGCCAAGUCGGGCGCCGCUGCGAACCUCGCGCGACUCAACACGUUUCUGGGCGAAAACCAAGUGCGCAACGAGCCGGAGGGCCGCGUGCCGAAGGAGUCGGAAAUCUCCAAGGACGACGAAGAGCACGAAAGCUCCAACGACAGCCGUGGAGGCUACAACAACAACAACAGCAACAAUCGCGGCAACGGCGGCGGGCGCGGGCGAGGCCGUGGCCGCGGAUACCGGUAGACGAAGAGGGUUUUUAUUGACGAAACACUGUUUCGAGCUUGGCAAGCUGCUUGGCGCGAGCGACUUC